CACUGUCUACCGAUCUCAAGAAUUUUUGUAUUAGAACUGCUCAUUUUCUACCCGUUUCUUGGUGGAUUUUGUGUUUCCUCUCAAAUGUUCAUACAGAUCAAUCUCAUAGUGAAUCAUUAAGUUCUGUCAGAUACAUGUCGACUUCAGCAAGUGCUUUAGCAAUCGAAAAGCAGGUUGAAUUACUUACUGGGGUGGAGGAUAAUUAUGAAGGAAUCAUCCUUGAAAUGGAGAAAUAUAUGGAUUCUGAUGCCUUCCUUUCUUUACUUAGAGCUUCAUUGUCACAAUGGAAGCAACAAGGAAAGAGGGCGGUUUGGAUUAAAUUACCUAUUGAAUUUGUUAAUCUGGUUGAACCCACGGUUAAGGAAGGUUUUAAAUACCACCAUGCUGAAACAGAUUAUCUAAUGCUUGUAAAGUGGAUCUCCGAAUCUGCCAAUACCAUUCCUAACAGCGCUUCACAUCGUGUCGGGAUUAGUGCUUUUGUUAUGAAUGAAAAAGGAGAGGUGCUUGUAGUUCAAGAGAAGAGUGGCAAGUUCAAAGGCACAGGUGUCUGGAAAUUCCCCACUGGAGUUGUCGAUGACGGUGAGGAUAUUUCAGAGGCAGCAAUGAGGGAGGUUAAAGAAGAGACUGGGAUCGACACAGAAUUUGUGGAAAUUUUAGCAUUCAGGCAAAGCCAUCAGUCGUUCUUCACAAAAUCAGAUCUGCUUUUCAUGUGUAUGUUACGUCCGCUUUCAUUUGACAUUCAGAAGCAAGAUAGAGAGAUUGAAGCUGCCCAGUGGAUGUCGCUCGACGACUAUGCAGAGCAGCCUUUUAUCCAGAAACAUGAUUCCUUCCGAAGUGUCGCCAAAGUAUGCUUAACAAAGUUAGAGAAGGAGUAUGCCGGAUUUUCCCCGGUUCCUACAACCACUACUGCUUCUGGCAAGACCAGUUACUUGUACUUCAACAGCAGGGAUGUGAGCAAACUGUAAGCAGCAGUAACAAGGUAUGAAUGAAACUCUGAUUCUUUCUAUGCUUGCAAGUUGCAAAUGCCGAUACAAUAGAAAAUCGAAGUCAAUGAUAGAAGUUAUGUUCAAUGUUUCUGAAGUUUUUCCAUCUACGGGGAAGGUUCUCGUGGGAUUAUAUCUUCGUACUAAUGUCUGGAUAUGUGUCGAAUACUCAAUGUCGGAUCUUAAUAUAUA
Molecule: messenger RNA, 1175 nt
Organism: Hibiscus syriacus
Lineage: Eukaryota; Viridiplantae; Streptophyta; Magnoliopsida; Malvales; Malvaceae
Product: nudix hydrolase 10-like
Exons: 9
Coding region: 135-965 (276 amino acids)
Molecular function (GO): NAD binding; ADP-ribose diphosphatase activity; NADH pyrophosphatase activity
Source: RefSeq, a predicted model, not a curated record